CAUAAAACUAACCCAAUAUUUGUCAACGAAAUGUCAAUAAAUUUCAGUGUAAUAGAUAAGAGACCUUUAUCGAAACACAUUGUACAUGAUUGAAUCCGCUCGAUAUGACAUCCUUAAGUAAAUCAGAGAAGAACAAAGUCAAUAAGGAAGAAAAUAGACUUCGAGAGUCGGAUUUGUUCAGCGCAAACAAAUACGUCGAAGAUUUUUACAAUGGAAUCAGGAAAUUACCUUCCAAUCAGCAAAUUCUUAUCGCCUCGACUUCAGGAUGGAUUUUGGGAGUGUUUACAAUGAAAAUUGGACGAGCUUUGGCAGUCGUUCUCGGCGGCGGCCUUAUUUUACUACAAUAUGCAAGAGAAAAAGGUUAUGUCACGAUAAAUCCGGACACAUCUGAGAAAGAAAAAGAAGUUAGAAAUACCCAUCCGUCCGAUGAAACGAUAGGAUUUCUGUCUCAAUGGUUCGAUAAUCUGAUUAAAUUUGCUUCGAGAAGUUCCUCAAUGACAUCCGGAUUUUUAGGAGGAUUUUUUAUAGGAUUGGCUUCCUUUUGAUUAUGUAUUAUAUCUAUAUUAUCUUAUAAUAAAAAAUAUUAUAGAAAAAA
Sitophilus oryzae (rice weevil) is the source of this 595-nucleotide messenger RNA. Its product is annotated as FUN14 domain-containing protein 1-like. Gene Ontology annotation, cellular component: mitochondrial outer membrane. The transcript has a single exon. The coding region runs from base 105 to 545 and encodes 146 amino acids. Gene Ontology annotation, biological process: autophagy of mitochondrion. The record is from RefSeq and is a predicted model, not a curated record. NCBI's taxonomy places the organism in Eukaryota, Metazoa, Arthropoda, Insecta, Coleoptera, Curculionidae.